GAAAAGUGAGAGAGGUCCAAUUUCCAGUUCUCUGUCCUCCCGGCUCUCCGGCGCUUCCCUUCUCUCACCUCCCCUUCUCUCUCUCUCCUCCCAGCCGCAUCCAAACCCUAACCCUAAACCCCUCCCCACCAACCUCCGUCCAAUCUUUACACCCCCAGUGACCUGGCUCCCCCCUCCGGAUUCUUCGCGCCGGGCGGAUUCGAUCGAUGUAGGUGAACGACCUCAUGAUGGGUGCGGGGUGACGAGGAGGGGAGAGAGGAGAGAGAGAGAGAGAGCAAGCGUCGAUGGCAUUGGGGGACCUCAUGGCGUCCAGGCUCGUCCACUCGUCGUCCUCGCCGUUGCCGCCCUCGGCGUCGCUGCCGAAUCACCACCACAACCACGUCAGAGAUGACCUCCCCGUCGUCGUGAAUGUUCCAGAGCGCAGAAAUGGCAUGGAGGCCGAUGAGGAGAAGCCGACGCCAGUGGCGUACCUGUCCCAGGUAGUGGUGCUGUGCGAGCAGCGCCACGAGGGACUCGACGAGGCUGCCGCGGCGGCGGCCGGGCCCUCCACCAUCGGGCUCGUCCCCAAGUGGCGGCCCAAGGACCGGAUGAAGACUGGAUGUGUUGCACUUGUAUUAUGUUUAAACAUUAGUGUUGAUCCGCCAGAUGUAAUUAAAAUUUCUCCUUGUGCAAGAAUGGAGUGCUGGAUAGAUCCAUUUUCUAUGGCACCUCCGAAAGCUCUCGAAAGUAUUGGAAAAACAUUGCACUUGCAGUACGAACGAUGGCAACCUAAGGCUCGUUACAAGCUUCAGCUGGAUCCAACAGUGGAGGAAGUUAAGAAGCUCUGUAAUACUUGCCGCAAAUUUGCCAGAUCAGAGAGAGUCCUUUUCCAUUAUAAUGGACAUGGUGUACCAAAACCUACAGCUAAUGGUGAGAUUUGGGUGUUUAACAAGAGUUACACCCAGUAUAUUCCACUUCCUAUUACUGAUCUUGAUUCAUGGCUAAAAACACCUUCAAUUUAUGUAUUUGACUGCUCAGCGGCUGGAAUUAUUGUUAAAGCUUUUCUAGAGCGCCUAGACUGGAGUUCUAGCAGCUCUGCGUCUUCACUGAAGGAUUGCAUUCUUCUUGCUGCCUGCGAGGCACAUCAAACUCUUCCCCAGAGUGCAGAAUUUCCUGCUGAUGUGUUUACAGCUUGCCUCACAACACCCAUCAAAAUGGCAUUGCACUGGUUUUGUAAGCGAUCAUUACUCUGUGGUUCUCUGGAUCAUUCUCUUAUUGACCAAAUUCCUGGAAGGCAAAAUGACCGUAAAACUCUUCUUGGGGAGUUGAACUGGAUUUUCACUGCUAUUACAGAUACUAUUGCAUGGAAUGUUCUUCCUCAUGAUCUAUUCCAAAGGCUUUUCAGGCAAGAUCUUCUGGUUGUUAGUCUCUUUCGCAACUUCUUACUUGCUGAGAGAAUCAUGAGAUCUGCAAAUUGUUCUCCAAUUUCUUUCCCGUUGUUGCCACAAACACAUCAACACCAUAUGUGGGAUGCAUGGGACAUGGCUGCUGAGAUAUGCCUUUCCAAGCUUCCUCAAUCAAUUGCUGAUCCAAAUGCGGAGUUUCAGCCAAGCCCAUUUUUUACGGAACAAUUGACGGCUUUUGAAGUAUGGCUUGAUCAUGGCUCUGAGGAGAAGAAACGGCCUGAACAGUUACCUAUAGUUCUUCAGGUCUUGCUUAGUCAAUCACACAGAUUCAGAGCGCUUGUUCUCCUUGGAAGAUUUCUUGACAUGGGACCAUGGGCAGUUGAUUUGGCCUUGUCUGUCGGAAUCUUCCCUUGUGUACUCAAACUGCUCCAAACAAGUGCAAUGGAGUUGCGUCAAAUUCUUGUGUUCAUAUGGACAAAAAUUCUCUCUCUGGAUAAGUCAUGCCAAGUUGACUUGGUUAAAGAUGGAGGGCAUGCAUAUUUUAUCAGAUUUCUUGACAGUUUGGAUGCUUACCCAGAGCAGCGUGCAAUGGCUGCUUUCGUUUUAGCAGUUAUUGUGGAUGGACAUAGAAGGGGUCAAGAGGCUUGUAUUAAUGCAGGUCUUAUAGAUGUUUGCCUGAGACAUCUUCAACCUGAGAAUCUUCAUGAUGCACAGACAGAGCCUUUGCUUUUGCAGUGGCUGUGUUUAUGCCUCGGCAAACUCUGGGAAGAUUUCCCUGAUGCUCAGUUACUUGGUCUGCAAUCAAAUGCGCCAGAAAUUGUUAUCUGUCUAUUGUCGGAGCCUCAACCUGAGGUCAGAGCUUCUGCUGUUUUUGCACUUGGGAAUCUCCUGGAUAUGGGAUCUUCAUCAUUGAAUGGAGUUGAUGACGAUUCUGAUGAUGAUGAAAAGGUGAAAGCUGAAAUAAAUGUUGUUCGAAGCCUUCUACAGGUGUCUUCAGAUGGUAGUCCCCUUGUUAGAUCUGAGGUUGCUAUAGCGCUUACCCGCUUUGCAUCGGGUCACAACAAACAUCUCAAAUCUAUUGCUGCUGAGUAUUGGAAACCUCAAACCAAUUCAUUGCUGAAGUCACUACCAUCAUUGGCUAAUAUAAGCAAUCCAAGUAAUGUUUACAAUCCCAACAGCAUUCUACAAGGCAGCAGUGGCCUUGCUUCUCAUAUAGGACCUGUGCUAAGGGUCGGCAGUGAUAGUGGUGUCACUGACCGUGAUGGAAGAAUUUCUACAAGCAGCCCGAUUGUGACAACUAGCAUCAUGCAUGGCUCUCCCCAAUCAGAUGAUUCUUCCCACCACUCUGAUUCAGGCAUAUUACUGAAAGAGAAUGCAAGUAAUGGUGGUCUCAGCUACACCAGGUCAAAGCAUGUUGAUAGUGGAUUUUUUUCUCAAUUUAUAUCGACCAUGUGUUCUGUUGCUAAAGAUCCUUACCCAAGAAUUUCAACCAUUGGUCGGAGAGCACUGUUCCUCAUAGGUGUUGAGCAAGUGGUCAUGAAACAUACUAGAUUUAACAGUGGAGGUGCACAUCAAGGAGAGACAUCUGCACCUCCAUCAAACUCUGGAAUGGCACGCUCUUCUUCCUGGUUUGACAUGAAUUCUGGAAACUUCUCAAUGGCAUUUAGGACCCCUCCUGUUAGCCCCCCUCAGCAUGAUUAUCUUACAGGAUUACGCCGAGUGUGUUCUAUGGAUUUCAGACCACAUCUUAUGAAUUCACCUGAGGGCUUAGCUGAUCCCCUUUUAAGCUCUGCUGGAGCUCCCAGUAAUGCUGAGCUAAGUAUACUUCCCCAGUCAAUAAUUUACAACUGGAGCUGUGGUCACUUCUCUAGGCCACUUCUAACUGGUUCUGAUGAUAACGAGGACACAAAUGCUAGAAGAGAAGAGAGAGAACGAAUUGCACUAGAUUACAUUGCUAAAUGCCAGCGUUCGUCAGCUUGCAAGAUGACCAGCCAAAUUGCUAGCUGGGAUACGAGGUUUGAGUUGGGUACAAAAGCAGCAUUAUUGAUGCCAUUUUCUCCGAUCGUCGUUGCAGCUGAUGAAAAUGAGCAAAUAAGAGUGUGGAACUAUGAUGAUGCACUACUGGUGAACACUUUCGAAAACCAUAAGUUCUCUGACAGAGGGCUAUCUAAGCUUUUGCAUAUCAAUGAGCUUGAUGAGAGCUUGCUUUUAGCUGCCUCAAGCGAUGGGAAUGUCCGCAUAUGGAAAAACUUUACUCAGAAGGGACGACAGAAACUUGUAACUGCUUUUUCAUCAGUUCAGGGUCAUCGAGCUGCCGGUCGCAGUAUUGUGAUCGAUUGGCAGCAGCAAUCUGGUUAUCUGUACGCAUCUGGUGACAUGUCUUCUAUCCUUGUAUGGGAUCUUGACAAGGAACAACUUCUCAGCACCACCCAAUUAUCGGCUGAUAGCGCUAUUUCUGCUCUGUCUGCAUCUCAGGUCUGCUCUGGUCAUUUUGCUGCUGGUUUUGCCGAUGCUUCUGUCAGGAUAUUUGAUGUUCGCACUCCUGAUAGGCUUGUCUAUAUGACCAGUCCACAUGCCCCAAGAACAGAAAAGGUUGUGGGCAUAGGGUUUCAGCCUGGGUUUGAUCCAUUCAAGAUUGUAAGCGCAUCUCAAGCUGGAGACAUUCAAUUUCUUGAUGUUAGAAGGGCAUCAGAACCCUACCUCACUAUCGAGGCACACAGGGGUUCGCUUACAGCACUAGCUGUUCAUCGGCAUGCCCCAGUUGUUGCAAGCGGCUCAGCCAAGCAGAUGAUUAAAGUGUUUAGCCUUGAAGGAGAACAGUUGACGAUAAUACGCUACCAGCCAUCUUUUAUGGGCCAAAGAAUAGGCAGUGUAAAUUGCCUUUCUUUUCACCCAUACAAAUCACUCUUGGCCGCUGGUGCUGGUGAUAAUGCUCUUGUCUCUAUCUACGCGGAGGAAAAUUACAAGUAAGAUGAGGUCUACAUCUCGUGACAUGCAAACACAGUGCAACCGGUGGGCCUAUGUUUGGCCAAAUGAUGGCUCCACGCCAUGGUCCAGCUACAGCAUCCAAGAUGAUGUGAAGCCUGGUCACCGACAUGGCGGUGAUGGCGCCGUGGCUUUCGGUGCAUAUUGCCUGUUGGACGAUGUGUGCAGUUUGUAAGAUAGAUCACAAGAUUCAUUAGCCUCCUUGCAGAAGGUUGUCAAACCCCACCCUGGUCUUGUCAUUGAACUUGGAGGCUUCCCCCAAAUAAUCAUACCUAGGUUAACCAAAAUGUAAAUAGUCACCUCAUCCGGAUUGUCCUUUGCUGAUGUCCUUCCUUUCCAAAGUGUAAAAAGGCUUCACAUCAUAAGCCAGGUUUGGUAGGGGCUGCCUGGGCAAGUGGUUGUGCAUAUGGGCCCAGGUAGAAUGCAUGCACAUGUCCCUCACACAGAUGUUCUCCAAUAGAUAGUUGCAUUUGUCCAGCUAAUAUAGCAGUAGAUGGGGUUAGUAUGGCCUGCAUGAAUCAAUGCCCUCCAGCCUUAGCCUUGCAUUGUAAUCAUUGGACAGAUUGUCCAUUUGUAUAUAUGAAUCGUGUUUGUACAGUUGUCAGCUAUCUGGUCUCAAGAUGUAAUGUGUGGAAGGAUGUUUUUUCCUUGGGUAUAGUUUUCAUCCCAGAAGUGAAAGAAAGAAAAAAGAAACAUGAGCGAGCUGUUGAAGGCUUGAGGUCUUGUGGUAUCUGUCUACGUAACUACUUUCCUGCGAUGAUGUCUUGAUACUGGAGGUGCAUUGAUGGAGUAGGCUGUGCAUCUGUGAGGGAUUAUCUACCCAUUGGCGAUCUGCCUGGCGCAGAGAUUGAAGCUAUACAACACAGCUUGUGCGUGUUGGGUGGAUGUGCUUAAGCAGUUAAGCAUUUGCUUCAGAAUUCAGAACUUGGAGGAGCCAUCGGGAAACCAUGGAAAGUUGGUCAACCUUUAUUGUUCUAUUCUUCAACAAUUGAGGAGGGGGAUACAUAUACCUGGAUAUGUUGUUUCUGGGCAGUGAGUUGUAGAGCAAAUGUACUGAAUGAAACUGUUGAUAAUGGCAAUACCACCCGAUCGUGUGCUCUGCUAUUUGUGUGCUUC
Messenger RNA from Phragmites australis (common reed), 5486 nucleotides. Its product is annotated as regulatory-associated protein of TOR 1-like. The record is from RefSeq and is a predicted model, not a curated record. The coding region runs from base 285 to 4355 and encodes 1356 amino acids. NCBI's taxonomy places the organism in Eukaryota, Viridiplantae, Streptophyta, Magnoliopsida, Poales, Poaceae. Gene Ontology annotation, biological process: TOR signaling; positive regulation of cell growth; cellular response to amino acid stimulus. Gene Ontology annotation, molecular function: protein-macromolecule adaptor activity; protein binding. Gene Ontology annotation, cellular component: TORC1 complex; cytoplasm. The transcript has 23 exons.